Molecule: messenger RNA, 4450 nt
Organism: Lytechinus pictus (painted urchin)
Lineage: Eukaryota; Metazoa; Echinodermata; Echinoidea; Temnopleuroida; Toxopneustidae
Product: neuromedin-U receptor 2-like
Exons: 1
Coding region: 177-1166 (329 amino acids)
Biological process (GO): G protein-coupled receptor signaling pathway
Cellular component (GO): membrane
Molecular function (GO): G protein-coupled receptor activity
Source: RefSeq, a predicted model, not a curated record
UUGGGCAGCUGCCCCUGUUCCUGAUGCUAGUUGCUGGGCUAGAUGCGGGAUUGGCUGAAAACACUUCUGCUUAGACGUCCUCACAGAAUUCGUCUGAGCAAGAAUGGACCUUUCAACUGACCACGAGUUUCUUUCAAGAUGUUCCAAACCUGACCACAACGUCGACCGUGACAGAGAUGGUCAAUGUCACUGCUCUUGUCUCUGAUGAAAACUUAGAUGGUGGAUUUUCCACUUGGGGCGAUGAGGUUCAGACUGUAAAAACGGAGGAGAGAAGCGCAUCCGGUUAUGCUGAAUCGUCCACGGAAAGUUUGGAUAUCGAGACAUCCGAUUCAGUCCCAUGGAGAUGGCACUAUCCAACCUGGUCAUGGUGGCAGUUGGUCCAACUAACGUCUUCCGUACUUGGUGUUGUCGGCCAAAUGCUUGUCAUGCUGGUUAUUUGGCAACGCCGGGCCAUGAACCGUUCUGCUGAUACACUAAUCGGAGCUCUAGCGGUUGCGGACUUCCUGACCUCUAUUCUGAUUUUGCCAUUGCCGGUGGCAGUUAGUGUGCCAUCCACACUCCUUGGAGAAAUCUAUUGCAGGUUUGUAUUCAAUGGUUUUUUCAUGUGGUUGGCAGUCGGAGCCUCCAUCCAUACCCUUGCUUUGAUAUCAGUAGAGCGUUUAAUAGCCAUCAUGUAUCCCAUUCUUUUCAACCGUUACUCCAGCAGAGAGAAGGCAUCUGUUGCCGUUGCAGUUGUAUGGCUGGAGUUGAUGAUUACGACUCUUAACCUAAUUUUGACUUGCAGCGUAGAGGGCGUCAGUCAUACCUGUGUGUUAUCCUUUUCACCGUCACUUGGUAAGUUCUUCGGCGUUUAUACGUUCCUUGUGUAUUUUAUAAUCCCUGCUACGGUAAUGCUUGUAGCACAGGCGGUGACUGCGGUCAUUCUUCACCGAAAAUCGAAACAGUUCAACGAAGGCAAAGCCCUUCAGAACAGGUCUAAGAGCUUAUUGACUGCCAGAAAACGGGUCAUCCAGAUGCUAUUCGUGGUCGUCCUGAUUUUCAUCGUAUGCUGGGGUCCAAACAAUGUUGCGUACUUUCUCUUUAACUUUGGGUUUAUCAGCAGGAGGUUUGCCUUCAGCAACAAAAUCGCAUUCUUACAUUGCUUGCCUUCUACAACUCAUGUCUGAAUCCCAUCGUGUAUACGGUUCGGCAUCCGGAGUUCCGACAAGCUAUCUGCGGUUUGUUUUCGGGCUCAAAAGUUCAAGGAGGGGCGUUAUUUGAGUACAAAACUGAGCGAAAGGUUCCGCCGACAGGACAAAAGGUCGCUUGAGAUUAAUGACAGAAGAAAAGGGCGUCGCGACCAUAUUUACAACACACAUGUAGAGUAAUCAAAAUAAAAGUAUCUUCAUAAAACAUGUAAAAGGUUCUGUUUUAGACAUAGUGUAGGGUGUAAACAUCUUCAAGAAAAAAAGUAUGCUGUGAAACGUUAAACGUUAGUAGGAGUUUCUGCAAUUUUUAUUCUGAAAUCAAUAGUGAAUGAAAAUGUUCACAUAAUAAAAAAGGUAUAAAUGAAUGCAUUUAAAACGUGACAGUCAUAGAGAUAAAUAAUACAGACAGAGAUCGAUAAUUACAUUAUACACAAAGUGUGUGUUUUAUAUGUACAUGUAGUAAGUUGAGUAAAUACGGUUUAUUUCGAAUUCGUCUAAUGCCAAUUCGUCAAAUUGCCAACCCAUCGACUAUCAUUUGGUCUACCAUCAGUUCAUCCACUCACCACAUGGUCUACUUCUAUUUAGUUUACUGCCAUUUCGUCUAAUAACCAGUUGGUCCAAUAGCUAUUUAGUCCAUAUACUAUUUGGUCCAAUUAGACUAAGUGUUAAAUUGUGCAAAAUUAAUGAAAAUAAAAUGGAUAUUAGACCAACCGGUUAUGAGAUGAAACGCUCAUAGACGAAAUGGUGAUUAGACGAAGUGAUGACUGGACCAAAUGGUUAAUGGACCAAACGAUUGUUAGACGAAAUGUUGAUGGACGGAAUGGCAUUAGACUAAAUGAACGUAGACCAUGUUGUGAGUGGACGAGUUGGCAGUAGACGAUUUGACAAUUUACCUAAAAUACAGGGGCAAGCUAUUAUGAGCAAGAAACUGCAGAAAGCAACAAUAGCAGUCAGGAGAAUUCGAUUGGAAGUAAACGUAACUUCGGGAAUUACUGAUUUUAAUAUCUACAAAACAUAAUUGGAUAUGUUCAUCGCACCAUGUGAUUUACAAUCACACCUGUGCACCAGUAGGAAUAAACCUGAAUUUGGAUAUCUGUCGCCUUUAAAGUAUCGUAGAUUAGUGGGUCAGAGACACAAGUACACCUUACACGAUCAUGUAUCAUUUUCAAAAUAUUUUAUUUGAGAUUUUAUUUUUCAAAAUAAAUCAUGAUAUAAUAAUAAUAAUAAUAUGUCCAUUUAUAUAGCGCAGUUACUAUGUGCAUAUACUCAACUGCGCUUUGAUACCUGGUAUCAUAUUAUUACCCCAGCUGUAGCUGAGCCGCCAUAUUAAUAGGCGCUCAAAAGCGUUCAAGGAAAAAUCCUACCGGGUACCCAUUCACCUCACCUGGGUCGAGUGCAGCACAAUGUGGAUAAAUUUCUUGCCGAAGGAAAUUACGUCAUGGCUGGGAUUCGAACCCAUGACCCUCUGUUUCAAAGUCCGGAGACUAAUCCACUGGGCCACAACGCUCCACAUUACAUUAACAAUUCCCUACAAGGGUGAAAUCAGUCAUUCGACUUUUUUUUUAAUAUGAAAUGUGAUAUUAAAACAGUGAAAAUUCCAUCAACAUACAUUUCAUGUGAAUUAAAAUUAAUCAAUGUGUGCGAGUAAAAAGAUUAAAUUUCAAAGAUUUUAGGAAAGGUCGACGUAGCAAUCUUUAAAUAUAUAUAGCCUUAUUAUAGAGCGCUUUCUAUAUUCAAUAUUAAAAAUCAGGCUCUAAAUUAGAUUUAAAUUAUUUCUUUUGAAAUGUAACUUAAUAUGGUGAUUAAUCAAUAACACUCUCUCUAUAAAGCUGAAUUUCAAAAUUCGGAUUUAAAUUGAAUAAAAAAUAUUAAUUUCUAAAACUAUGUUAAUAUGGUAAAUAGUUUGCAUUCAAAUUUCUGCAGUAGUACGCCAUUUCAGAGAAUAUAGGUUAAAGAAUACAUUUUCAAAUUAGAUAUCAAUACCUUUACUUUAAUUCAAUUGAAUUAAAUAUAAAGUAAAGUUUCACGUGAGCCUUUUGUUAUGUAUUGUAAGAACAUGGGAUUUAUAAUUACAAUCAACCAAAGCUUUUAUAAAUCAAUUCAAUGUUCACUAAUAUUAGAUUCUUAGAAAAUAAAGUGUAGAUUAGAUGACUCGAAAUAAUACAUUUCUUUCGUAUAUUUGUUAUUAUUAUUAUUUAUUUAUUUGUUUGUUUGGCGCCAACAGUGCCCGGAGUAUAAAAGCGAACCGAAUCACUGCGGUGCACAUGUCUCUAAUACCGAUAUAACUGAUUAGAGUCGAUAUCUACUGUAUAUGCGAAGGUAUCUAUAGCACAAUAUAUUGACUGCUUGGUUGUGUAAUAUGAAAUUCUAUGACUCAUUCAAUUGAAUUAUGUUUCGCUUCGGACCAUUAUUUUUCCUAUACAAGAAUACUAUUUCAGUGGAAAGAAAUGUGACGAUACACACCCUAUAGUUCUAUAUUAAAGCUUAUAUUAAACCUACCUUUAUUUUGGGUAAGUCCCUCACAAGUGAAUGCCACUAACCCUAUUCAUUUCUAGAUUAUAUGAAUAUGUGUGCCUUAAAACGGUUGCCAUGUGAAAGAUAUAAAAACGAAAAUGCGUUUUCUCACUUUGUAUGUCCUGUCCAAACACACACACCUUGUUUGAUUAUUGUGGUAAUUGUAUGUAAGUGUAUGAUUAUUUUUUCAUUCAAUUCAUUUCGAGCCAAUGAAUGGUUCAUACAACAUGGGUGAACUCUAAUCGUAAGCUUAAAAAAACCGUGUGUUAUUAUAUAGGCUUGAUAAGGAGUUUUAUAGCAAGUAGAUCAAAUAAUGUCCCACCCGAAUACAAAAUAAUCAAAUAAAUGAAAUGAAUAGUCAAUAAAAAAUGAUUAAGAAGGUAAAUGAUAAUAGAUGAAAAAUAAUAAAUAUAAGAUAUACUGAUUCAGGUGCUUGCAGCUUUUUGAGGAAUUAUUUCCUGCCAUUCACCUUACCUGGGUUGAGAACAGCAUAUUGUGCAUAGAUUCGUGCUGAAGGGAAUUACGCCAUGGGUUGGAUUCGAACCCACGACCCUCUGUUAAAAAAGUCCAGAGACUAAUCCACUGGGCCACAGCGCUCCACAGCAGUGCCGUUGUGGGAAUAAAGAAAGGAAUUACUUCCACUGAUCCCGUUUUAUACCUCUGCAGGUUCAAGGACCUCUUUGUACAGCUACUUAUAUUUCCCGUACAUUUGAUUUUUAUAUACCACAGUGUUUAGUAAUUAUGUGAAG